AGUUUAUUUAUUGCAUCUGAAACCUAAACCACAUUGAAACUGACAUUGUUUCAUGAAUUCCUGAAGCAACGCAAAACAUUACUUUUCUGAUUUAACUUUUAAGAGAGACACACAUUUUAAUCUAAUUAAUUUGUCUUCAGUUGUAUUGUGUGGUUUACAUUGUGUAUACUGUUGAAGUUAUAUAUCUAACCAAACAUAUAAUAUGAGAUAUGAUGCGAAAUGUAGGCAACGUCUGUUUGACAGGAAACCACAUGCAGCAAGCGACGAGGGUUACAUCGCACUCUCUUCCUUUCCGAGAAGAGCUUAUCGGUGGCAGUAAUGUUUGUCUUGAUAGAACUCGUACAAUAGAAACUAUUGCUUUCUCUAUUUGAGAAGAUGGAACAAAGUUUUGCUGAUCUACUAAGUGAUGCUUUUUCCGAAACAGCUCUUCCGCCAUUUCCUGAUGAAGAUUUGGACUUUGAGAAUUUAAAUUUUGAGGAGAGAUUUGAGGCAGACAAGAGAGACGUCUCUCAAGACAACUUCCUCACAGAGGGAGACGGAGCUCGGCAACAGGAAGCAACAGGUCAGACUGCAGUGCCGUCUGACAUGGAAACUAAAAAUGUAAACAUGGCUGAAAACAGCGAAGAGGAUGAUGUUGGAGGCGCGGUGGUCGUGGGCAGGGACAGAACGCUGCAGGAAGAUUACACCAGCUCAGAUGGAGAGAUGGAAGAGGUUGACUCUGAAGAGGAUGAAGAAGAACAUGUGGCGCCAGGAGAGACACCAGGGGGUUUGUUGAGGUGGCUUAGUUGUAGCGACGAGUUUUGCGAUGGUGACAGAGAGGACAGGUUCUUGAUUGAGGGGCAUCCGCUGACCCCCGAGGGGGCUGGAGACCCUGAAGUUAGAAUGGAGGAGGCCGAUGAGGAGGUGUCCUAUUUUGAGAAAGUCCCUAAACGUGGCAACGAGGUGAUGAUAAGAAGUGACGAGAUUAAAAAGGAUGCGCAAGACAGGGAAAGGAAAGAGGACGCGUGUGAUUACAAGCAAGAGGGCAUGACCGUCGAACAAGAAGAAGCUGUUCUCCCUCCGUGCUGUGAGAACAGGCUUGAAGGUCCUGGUGGAGAUGGACCAGUGAGGGAGUUUCCAGAAAUAUCGGUGCAAAAUCUGCAGGAUCUUAUUGCUGAAGUUGAUAGUGAGAAACUUGGAGAGAAAAUGAAUAUUUUCUCAGGGGAGGAGCACCAAGAUGCAGGUGAGAGCUUUGCAGAUUAUCCCUCAGACUUUUCCUCAUGUGAAUAUGUAGAAGAGGGAGGUAAAAACCAAGAUAUGAAGCGCCAGUCAGAAGCAUUGGCUUGUGCAUCCGGCAGCAGUUCAAUUGUUCAGCAGAACACCUUCCUGGAAGAAUCAGAUGGGAUGCAGAUGGGAGGAGCGGAGGACUCUGAUGAGGAGGGGGACAGGAACCGGCACAGCAGAUAUUUAGAACAGGAAGCCAAUGAGCUCAGCAGCGUGGACGUGGCUAAUGGAGAGAAACGCAUGGUGGAGAACGUGUCUGGCAACGCAUUUGCAACGGGGCUUGAUGAUGGCAGUGCGACAAGUGACAGUGAAUCCUUCACCUCCAGUGACGAUGAGGUGCAAGAAAAAAGGAGCGACGAAGAACUCUUUGGUAGUACGCAUCUACAAGAUCAACUGGAGGAGACUCGCGGUGGCAGCAGAGCAUCAUUUUCUGAUUGCUACGACAGAAUGGAUCCGGCAGAUUUCAACAAUCACUUUAACCCAGAGCUGUUAACAGCUGACCCUCUUUUGUCUGAAGACAUGUUAACCACAGAGGACGCAGACACGCCGCUUUCAGACGCGACUCUGCGUCCUGCAGAAGACGCCAACAGCUACUCGGUGGUACAGGAAGGGGAUGCAAAAACAAGCAAGUCCUCUCACCAGGGAUCGCUGGACGAUAACUUCGUCUUCAACACGGAACCUGAAGCUUGUGGAAGCUUCGCUGAGACAGGACAGCUGGGAGACGACGAGUGCGAAGAGGAGAGCGACUGGCAACAAGAGCAGCAGAGAAUCAAGUCGUUCUACGAGUUUUAUGAUGACAGCGAUGUAGAGAAUGAAAGAGGGGGAAGACUGGUAAAAGUUCAGUUUUGUGCAGAUCCAUUAUCGCAAGUCAUUCACUAUGAAACUGACAGCAGUGACAGAGCUUCACUCAGCAGCUCCAUAGAUGGGGAGGAGGACCUGAACUCUGCAGACACGUCUGAGUGCUCCAACAUGCUGAAGCCGACACUGAAGAUUGGUCUCGCGAUACUGACUGGACUGCUCAUGUUCUGGUUUGUCACAGACCGAGUGGGCUGCUUUGACCAUGUGUUUUUCUUUUAAGGUUAAAAACCUUAAACCUAAUUUGGGGGUCAUAGAAAUAUGUUUAUCUGCUUACGGCUGAUCAACGAAAGAUCCAAAAUGAUGUAAUGUCUUAAAUACGUGCUGAACUUUGAAAUGACGGUUUUCUUGUGUAUGUUACUAAAUAUGUUUUUAAUAAAGAUAUAUAUUUUUCUUUACAAUGAUGCUGAUGUUUUGUGGACUGUAGAUAAGUCAUAUUCUACCUUUAUUUGGAUGUAACAUUUUGAUUAUAUGAGUGCUAAAUGGGCCUUAAUCUGACAUAACUUACAUUUACCAAAGUACUUUACAGGGUUGAGAUACUUCUCCUUCUAUUAGAGGAGCUGUGUAACUCUUGACAUGUUAUGCCCUUUGCAAGGACAGAUAUAUUUACUUGCUUUGCAUAUACAAGUUUUUACAUACGAAAUUGAAAAAUAAAGAUACACUGCUUCCAUUUA
Molecule: messenger RNA, 2792 nt
Organism: Gasterosteus aculeatus aculeatus (three-spined stickleback)
Lineage: Eukaryota; Metazoa; Chordata; Actinopteri; Perciformes; Gasterosteidae
Source: RefSeq, a predicted model, not a curated record